Lepus europaeus (European hare) is the source of this 1893-nucleotide messenger RNA. It is a transcript of the gene DALRD3, whose product is annotated as DALR anticodon binding domain containing 3. Bases 12 to 1811 code for a protein of 599 amino acids. The record is from RefSeq and is a predicted model, not a curated record. Gene Ontology annotation, biological process: arginyl-tRNA aminoacylation; tRNA C3-cytosine methylation. Gene Ontology annotation, molecular function: ATP binding; tRNA binding; arginine-tRNA ligase activity. The transcript is spliced from 11 exons. NCBI's taxonomy places the organism in Eukaryota, Metazoa, Chordata, Mammalia, Lagomorpha, Leporidae.
UUCCGGUCACCAUGGCGACGGAGCGCCUUGGUGUCGGGGAGACGCUGGAGGCUCUGAACGCGGCGCUGGGGCCCGGCGGCCCGGUGUGGUUCAAGGAGACUCACGCCCGGCACCUGCGUGCCCGCGACUUCCUGGUGCCGCGGCGCGCUCUGCAGGCGCGCUUCGAGGACGGGCAGGUUCCCGAGCACGUGUUCCGUGCUGUCUCCGGCCUGCAGGGCCCUGGUGUAGCCCCGGUGCGGGCCUGCGCGCUGACCCCCGCGGGCCUGGCGCUGCAACUGCAGCGGCCCGUCGUCUUCGAGCGGGUUCUCGGCGCUGUGGCCGCCUACGCCUCGCCCGCCUCGACGGGCCCGCGCGUCGUCCUCCAUUGCCCGGCUCUGCGCGGCGCCCCAGGCGCGCUCCGCCUCAGCCAGCUGCGUGCGGUGCUCGUGGCGGAUCACCUGGCGCGAGCACUGCGUGCCCAAGGGGUGUGUGCGCGCCGGGUGCCUGCUGUGCGGGACCCGCACAUGCUGACUUUCCUGCAGCAGCUGAGGGUGGACUGGCCUGCAGCCUCGCCGACUGCCCCCUCGACCGGAACCCUGCGGAGCCGCGCCUUUGCAGAGCUUAGCCCAGCUCCGGACGCGGGGAUGCUGCCCCCCGGCGUCCUGGGCAGGCUGUCCCUGAAGGAGCUGGUGGAGGAACAGGGCCGCGCCGCUGGCUAUGACCCCAACCUGGACAGCUGUCUGCUGACUGAGGACCUGCUGUCGGCGCUGGCUGAGCUGCAGGAGGCCGUGCGGCACUGGCCUGAGGACAGCCCCCCGAGCCUGGCCGCAGCCCCAGGUGCUGGCGCCGCUGGCUGCGUGGUUGUGCACGUGCUGAGCUGCGAGGAUGAGUUCCAGCAACAGAAACUGGACCUGCUUUGGUGGAAGCUGGAUGACCAGGCUCCUCCCAGACAGAAGCACCUGGUCUGCGGCCCUGUGAAAGCAGCGGGUGCUGCGAUGACUGCCCCCGAGUACUACGAGUUCCGCCAUGCCCAGGUAUGCAAGGCCUCAGCACUGAAGCGUGGUGGGGACCCGGCCCAAGACCCAGCCUGGACAGAGAUCGCCGGGGUCCUCUCUGUGGCCACCAUCAAGUUUGAGAUGCUGAGCACAGCUCCGCGGAGUCAGCUCCUCCUGGCUCCGGCGGACAGCAGUAUCUCCACAAAAGGCACAAAAAGUGGCAUCUUCGUCAUGUAUAACUGUGCCCGGCUCGCCACGCUCUUUGAGAGCUAUAAGCGCAGUGAAGAACAGGGUCUCUACCCUCCUUUCCCCCCCGUGGCCAGUCUGGACUUCUCACUGCUCCAGGACGAGGGUGAGUGGCUGCUGCUCUUCAAUGGUGUCUUGCCCUUCCCGGAGCUGCUGAGCCAGCUGGCAGUCAUGGUCCCUGCCACCCCGGGGCUCCACCUCCCUGCCCGCACAGAGACGGUGUGCAAGUUCCUGGUGCAGCUCAGCAUGGACUUCAGCUCCUACUACAACAGGGUGCACGUCCUGGGGGUGAGUACACAGCCGGGGCAGGGGUGCGGAGGAAAGGCAGGGGGGGGCGGAGGGCGAGACCAGCCGGCCCCUUCUCCUGCAGGAGCCUCGGCCCCAUCUCUUCGGUCAGAUGUUUGCCCGGCUGCAGCUUCUGAGGGCCGUCCGCGAGGUGCUCCACGCGGGCCUGGCUCUGCUGGGCCUCCCUCCGCUGAGCCACAUCUGAGGCCCCAGGGCCUCCGAUCUGGGAAUGUUCACAGACUCAUCGACUGGAAAGCGAACAAAACGCCACACAUGUUGUUAAAAGCCUGGAGCCAUAAUAAAUAGUUUGUUAUAAAACUUUCUCCUGUUGUAGGACAAGGGGGGUGAGGCCUUGGUUUGCCGGGACAGCCCUCUACUCACCUCUCGC